AUGGCCGACGCAGAUCCGAUUUCUGAGCCCACCGUCGGGUUCAGCAUGAUUCCUUUAGUCGGCGUGGCCACUGGCUUGGUGUUGCUCGUUUCUGUGGUUGUAUCGAAGCUGCUGUUCUCGGCCCCGAGGCUGAGUAUGCCCCCGACUCCGAAGGGCGUUCCUCUCUUCGGGACCAUGCUCAAAACUCGAGGCCCGAGAACUCACAGAAUCCUGAUAGAAAUUGCCAAGGACUUCGGACCUCUGUACGCGCUGAAGACGGGGUUGAAGUAUUUCAUCGUCAUCAGCUCUCCGCAGAUCGCGUAUGAGGCCCUGAUCAAGGAAGGGCAGCUGUACGGGACGAGGCCGAAGCUGCUGUCUCGCCUGAACUUCACGGGCUGGAGGAGUGUGAACUCUGCCCUGUACGGGCCAUACUGGCGAGGAAUUCGUAAGAACUUGGUGUCGCAGGUGCUGUCGGCGUCCAAAGUCGCAUCGUUCGCCCCGUUUCGCGAGGAGGAACUGAACAUUCUGAUCGAAAGGAUGGCGAGCGAGGCGCGGGAGAAUGACAAUGUCAUCACAUUGCUGCCGCACUGCCGCUUCACGGUGUUCAGCAUUCUGCUUCACGUCUGCUUCCGCAAGCGGUUUCCCGAGGAGGAUGUGAAGAAGCUCGACGCGAUUCUGAAGCGGCUGCUGCAAAUUCUGGCUCCGCAGGUGAUCGACUUCCUGCCCUUCAUCCAGGCAUUCUCCAAGAAGCACAGGAACGAGUGCCAGCAUUUGCUGGGCCGCAUGAGGGCCAUCUUCCAGCCGCAGAUCGACGAGCACCGCGAAUUACGAAGGAAGGGCACUCCCGUGGGCGAUUACGUGGACUCGCUCAUCGUUCUGCAGACGGAGAUGGGACUCGUCGACACGGACAUCCUCGGGCUGAUCGGCGAGGUGCUCACCGGCGGGACUGACACCACUGCCAACCUGAUGGAAUGGACCAUGGGCAAUUUGUUGACGCAUCCGAAGAUUCAGACGCGGCUGUACGAAGAGAUCCGCAGCGUGACCGGGGGCCGCACCGUGACGGAGGCUGACCUGGAGCAAAUGCGCUACCUCCAGGCCGUGGUCAAGGAAGCUCUGAGGAAGCACCCGCCGCUGCCGCUGGGCAUCACGCACGGGGUCACGCAGCGCACCAAGCUCCGGGGCUACGACAUUCCGGAAGACGCGCUGGUGCUCUUCCACAUCCAGGCCAUGCAGAACGACCCCCGAGUCUGGAAGGAGCCCCAGCUCUUCAACCCCGACCGCUUCCUCAACGACGACCCCAACUUCGACAUGACGGGCUCCCAUGGCCCCCAGAGCCUCCAGUUCAUCCCGUUCGGCGCAGGCCGCCGCAUCUGUCCCGGCAUGAGCCUGGGCCUCACCCACGCGCAUCUCAUCCUCGCCCGCCUCAUUCAAUCGUACGAGUUCACCAAGGUAAACCCGGACGAGGACGUGGAUUUUGAGGAGACUCUGCGCUUCACAAUAGUCAUGAACAAUCCCCUGAGAGUGCGCAUCAAGCCGCGCUCUUCUUAA
This is a messenger RNA of Marchantia polymorpha subsp. ruderalis, 1527 nucleotides long. The record is from the annotation of a GenBank genome assembly. NCBI's taxonomy places the organism in Eukaryota, Viridiplantae, Streptophyta, Marchantiopsida, Marchantiales, Marchantiaceae.